CACAACAGCAUGUUUUAAUUUAUUUUAAUGGGGUGUUUUUAGCUUAGAUAUUCAAUGGAAAAGGAUAUUUAGUUAAACACAGGCUUCUGUUUCAAGCUGAACAGCUAUGGUUUUCAGUAAUCGCUAUGGAGUGAUUUUCGCCUGUACCUGUGGUGUGAUCCUGGGUGUGGGCUUCUGUGCUAACUUGCUAGUGUUCACUCUCUUCGCCAAACACAACACCCUGCGCAAGAAUCGUCUGGACAUGUUGAUCCUCAGUAUGGCUUUGGCUGACUUCCUCACGCUGCUUCUUAUCCCGUUCACUAUGCACUCAGCUGUCAGUUUCUCUUGGCCUCUAAGUGACACAUCUUGUAAGAUUUACCAGUUCCUGCUGGCUUUCUCUCUGGCUGCCAGCACUUACUCACUAUGUGCUGUCUCAAUGGCUCGAGCCAUGAUCAUCACCAACCCUUACCACCCACCCACUACAGACCUUGUUGUGCUGAUGCUCAUUUUGGCUUGGGCCCUGAGCUUCUUUAUCAGCUUGCCAUUGCGUAUUUUUGCCACUAAAGAGCACCUUGGACCAGGGCUCACCAACUUUACCUUCUGCCUGCCCACCAUCCAAGAGCAUCACUAUCAAGUCAUACUUAGCCAGUUUGUUUUGUAUUACUUUAUACCAAUGCUGGUUAUUGCUGUCAAUUAUGUGCGCUUGGCUCGGUUUCUCCACAGCAGCCCAGUGAUGUCUAUGACCAGUGCACGAAACACACGCCGAGCCUCACUCAUGGUGUUCCUGGCAGCUGGGACAUUCUCUGUGUGCUGGCUGCCUGGGUAUGUCCUUGAGCUGUGUGUGUAUUUGGGUCUCUACAGUCAUGGCCAAGUUUGGGAGAUGUUCUAUUUUACCUGUACGGUGCUACAGUAUCUACACCCAUGUGUCAAUCCAGUGCUGUAUGUAUUGCUGGCUAAGCGUUACCGGGGAAUGCAGGGAGUCUGUUUUUUUCAGUGUAACCGCAACAGGGUGCACCCCCAAGUUACAAGUGUGACUGAAAGCUUCUGAACUUUUCCAAGAUGUUCCACUAUUGAGUCAAACAUUGUAACUUUAAAAUAUAUAUUCUUAAAACAUGAAUUGGUAACUGUAGAUUUUCUGUUUCCAUACUGUGUAAAACAGUACAUUUAAGAAUCCACAUUUAAAUAUAAUUGGCUUUUUUCAGUACCUAUACAACUGCUUUGCUCUUUCACUUCAUGAACCUGAACUGACCUGAACGCACAUGAACAUUAAGGAAUAGCUAAUCUAUUAAAAAAAGAAACAUUAAAUAUGGCAUAUGAAAUAUGUAAACUUUUAAUUAAAUGCCAAAAUACCCAUUCAGCAAAUGCAAUUAAAUUCUAAGGGACUUUUCCCAUUAAUUAGUUAUUUCUUAUAUUUAUCCAAUAAGUCAUGUAGAAUGAAGCAAACCGUGUUAUAUUAAAAUUACAAAUGAAAUUCUUUAUAACAUGAUUUUUAACAUUAAAUUGACAGCUUUUGAAGGUUAAAAAGGUGGAAAGCAUGUAAACUCCAUGGAGAUUAAUUUGACUGAUCUAAAAUGGUCAAAUUGUAAAUUAUAUACUGUCAGCACUGUGUAUUUUUAAUAAAAAUGUUUAGUAAUUGUACUAGCUGGGAAUUGUUUGAUAAACACGUCUGUGACUGUUUACAUCUAUUUGCAUGGAUUUGGAUGUAAAAAAAAAAAAAAAGCCAUGUGGUUGGAAGUGGAACACAAUAGCACCCCCUAGUGAAACACUGUGCCAAGAACAUACAUUCUCUGAAUGCCAUCUUCUUUCUGUUCUGGCUGAAUUGGAAAACAAAACCAUUCUGAACCAUCUGAAAAAAAUCUUAAAGCUAAAAUUCCCAAAGAUGCAGAAGUACAAAACUACUGCCAAUGUUAAAAUAAAUAAUCAUUUCAGUCAAGAUAUUAAUACCAAUAUGUAACAAAUGAACAUUUGGUGAAUUGGCCCUCAAUUAAAGUAAUUCUUUAGUCAUUUAUGUGCACAAUAAAGUGCAAUAAAGAAUAAAAUGUUCUGCUUUAUUGUGCAGGUCUAUCUUAAAGCCACACUUUAUCAAAAUUUCCAUACAAUCGUUGAGGUCAAUCUGUUUUUAUGCACAAUUCUCACCUGCCUCUUUCGUAAUAAAUGGAAAGUGUUAUUAUUCUGGUGAAAGGUACUUCUUGUAUUAGCAGGAGCAUGAAAUGGCUCAUACAAGUGUGACUUUCUCGAAUGUUGUCCAACCACGAAAGAAUGUGCUAAUUUUAAAAUUGCCAUUGCUAAAUUUUAAAUCAUAAUUUUCUUGUAUUCUAAUAUUUUCCGAUGCACAACUACCUCACCACUAUAACUAUAUAACAAAGUAUUUGGACAGUAUAUUUAUUGCUUUGCUGAUAUUAUAGCUUUUCCUUUUCUGGGAAGGCUGUCCACUAGAUUUUAAAGCAUGACUGCAGGAUAUGUGUUGGGGUGCAGGCCGUAUUUCAGUUUUGUUUAGGCUACUCGAUUUUAUUUUUAAUCUGCAUCACCAUUACAUAUAAUUGAUUUAUUCUGUUAAAUCAAUUUAAAAUCAUUUAGAAGGUUCUUAACUAUUUUCUAAGUUAAUAAACACUAAAUAUGUGGAAUGACCUUAAUUAUUUUGUUUAUUGUAUGGCUUGAAUUUUCACACCACAGUUUGCUUUAAAAAGCUGAGAAAGUGACUGUAAUUUCUUACAAAUUUUAUUUGUAAUUCAAAAUAAAACAGCAUUGUGCGUUACCCAGAGAGAUGCGACUGUUCUCCAUAUGAAAAAAGCUUAGCCAAAACAUUCAAGGCUUUUAUAAACAGCCAUCUUUUGUUCUAGUCCAAGUGAAGCAAGGAUUAUUAUUUUUUUCCCUAAAUGCAAAAAGCAUGAAUGCAUGUGUAAGUUGUAUGUACACUGUCUGGUAA
Silurus meridionalis is the source of this 2905-nucleotide messenger RNA. Its product is annotated as galanin receptor 2a. Gene Ontology annotation, cellular component: membrane. The transcript has 2 exons. Gene Ontology annotation, biological process: G protein-coupled receptor signaling pathway. Gene Ontology annotation, molecular function: G protein-coupled receptor activity. The record is from RefSeq and is a predicted model, not a curated record. Bases 107 to 1027 code for a protein of 306 amino acids. Lineage: Eukaryota; Metazoa; Chordata; Actinopteri; Siluriformes; Siluridae.